This is a messenger RNA of Theileria parva strain Muguga, 1849 nucleotides long. RefSeq names its product WD domain G-beta repeat protein (gene PRPF4). The transcript has a single exon. The record is from RefSeq and is a predicted model, not a curated record. Gene Ontology annotation, cellular component: U4/U6 x U5 tri-snRNP complex. Lineage: Eukaryota; Apicomplexa; Aconoidasida; Piroplasmida; Theileriidae. Gene Ontology annotation, molecular function: U4 snRNA binding; U6 snRNA binding; protein binding. The coding region runs from base 246 to 1832 and encodes 528 amino acids. Gene Ontology annotation, biological process: mRNA splicing, via spliceosome.
AAUUAACCAGAAGAUCAUUAUUUUAAUCUAUAAAACUUUAUUAAUUAAUUUUCCUUUUAUUUUUAGGUCCAAAUUUUAUUUUAUUUUUAAUUUUAAAAGUCUUUUGUCUGGGAUGAUGAUUCUUCUAUAUCCUUCAUUCUAACAUUAUUAUUUUAUCUUAUCAUAACUGGAUAAAUCCGUUCAACUUAACUUUAAUUUUAAAUGAUAUUUCUUUUUUAAAAAAUUUGGGCUAAUUUAUACUCGAAAUGAUCGAUUUAAACAAUUCUUCCGAGAACUUUAAGGUUGAUCCUGCAGUUCUUAAGGAGUUUGAAAUGAAGUCAAACAUGUCGAAUUUGCAUAUAGGAAUAACCACUAAUGAUGAAGUUAUUAAAAAAAUAUUCCGCUCACUUAUUGAGCCCAUAACCUUGUUUGGCGAGGGUAACUACGAGCGCAGAGAACGCCUUAAAAGGCUUCUUUUAGAAAACUAUGAUAACUAUUUCAGGGGAGAGGAAAUUGAAGUCGCAAUUUCACGUUCAGCUGAUGCUAAGAAUUUCUAUGAGGUUCUUAGGAUGUUUAACAUUGACAUGUCAAAUCUGUUCAACAAGAAGGGCAGAUUCGCUGAUUUUACCCCCUUUCAAUAUGACACUUCUGAGACUGGUGACAAGGAACUGUUUUAUACUGAGGGAGAUGAGAAUGUCAAACAUUUUAGGGCUUCUCUGGCACACUACUCUUGGAAUCGCAGCGUUAAGCGUAAGAUGCUUUUGCACAAGUACAGAUCUAACUGUGACCAAUACGAGCAUAAAGACGAAGUUGAGAACUACGGAAACUUUUUAACCGAGUCUAUGUCUAUGGCCUUUUCUCAACUCGCUUCUACAAGGCCCCUUACUAUGGCCAAAUUUUCUCCUAAUUCCAGGUACAUAGCCUCAAGUAGCUACGGCGGUGAGAUUAACAUUUUUGACUCUCGUGAUUCUAAGUAUAAACAGGUCGUUAGUUUGUCCAACGACUCUAACGAAAUGGCUCGUUGUUUUGAUUGGAACUACAACUCAAAUCACUCUUGUUACGAUAGAGUUCACCCUAGUAGCAUAGCUGAUAAUGAGCUACUUUUGGUCUCUGGUGGUUCAGGUGGUACUCUCAGUUUAUGGAAACCGUUCUCUAAAAUUAAGGAUGAAGAGUUUGAAAAAUGUCUGCACACUAGUAAAUUUCACGAUUUAAGGGUGAAUAGGGUAGUAUUCCAUCCUUGCAACAACUUUGUAGCUUCUAGUUCUGAGGAUGAAACUGUAGUUCUCUUCGAUUUAGAAAAAUUAUCCGAGGUUUACGUCCAGGAGGGUCACUCUCACUCAGUUUAUGGUCUUGCUAUAAAUGGAGAUGGCAACUUAAUCGCAUCUGGUGACCAACACGGAGUUCUUUUGAUUUUCGACCUUCGUACUGGGAAACACAUUUUUCAACAGUGCAUUCACAACGCUGAUAUUACUGGCAUUAAUUUCCACCCUCUUCUAUCGCAUAUUUUCGCUACAAGUUCUUCUGAUAACUCGGUUAAAAUCUUUGAUUUAAGGAAGUUCCGUCCCAUUACUUCACUCUUGACUCACACCAAAUUGGUAAGUGACCUUCAAUUCGAGCCACUUUACGGUAGAUUUCUUGCAACCAGUUCCUUUGACACUCACGUGAAAAUUUGGGACACUUCACUUUACAAGUGUCGUAAGGUUUUAACCAAUGACGACAACCGUGUUAUGGGCUUACACAUUUCUCCUGACGGGAAUUCUAUUGUUUCUGCUGGAUAUGACCGUACUUGGCGUCUUUUUAAGCCCACUUCUGACUACAAUAAGGAUUUUAAAUUGCGUAAGAUUUUUGCUUAAUUUAAUGAAGUUAUUUA